AUGAUUCGUCAAAUGCUCCGCGUUUAUCGAAAACUUCAAGUACAACGGCGUAGCUUUCGUUCUAGGCUGUGCCAAUCAGAUCGUUACCGAUAUGCUAUUGCCAGUGGUGGAAGGCUUCUUAGCACGUCAGCAGUUGGCGAAUCAGUCGAAGAAUGCCCUCCAAGUGCUUACUGCUACAACAUGACUGCUAAUGUUGCGUUCUUUGUUGAUGCCAUAAAAGCAGGUUGCUCUACUUGGAGAUGUAUGCUGGCGCGCGACACAUGCAUUAGAACCACAUUCCAAAUGAUUCCGGUAAGCUUCUGCUGUUGCAGUCACGACCGCUGCAAUGUUGCCGAAAAUUUAGCUUAUGGUAUCAAAUUGAUUUCCAGUCGACACUCCAACCGAGUGACGCCUCAAGCUUUCAAACAAAGAAAACGCUUCCUCUUGGUUGCUUUGCAUCUUUGUUGCACAAUUUUUUUGCUACAACUUCUAGCUAUGAUAAUCUUCAGUCAUAACAUUUGUUUAGCAGCGCUACUGGAGGAAAUGGAAAAUUUGGUGAGAGUGGGAGAGACAGUAGCAACAUUGGUGGAAACGCAGGAGGAUGGGGAGGCGGAAAUGACGAUGGCGCCAAAGAGACCACCACUGUUUUUAGUACCUCCACCCACAAAGAGUCUAAGGAAGACUGCUCGUAGACCAUCGGUCGCAAGCUUAGAGUUAGUCAGGGAAAAACAAUACACUAUUUAUUUAGCAGCAACAAUGGAGGAAACGCAGGAGGAUGGGGAAGAGGGGAUCGCGGACGGACUACGUAAAGCCAUUAAUGAUUCGGAAAUGGCCAAUGCUGAAUUUAGGAACAAUGGCUAUAAUGAUAAUAACAACAACAAUUUUAAUGGUUGGGGGAACAAUUACGAUGAGAAAACGUAA
Messenger RNA from Cylicostephanus goldi, 900 nucleotides. The record is from the annotation of a GenBank genome assembly. Lineage: Eukaryota; Metazoa; Nematoda; Chromadorea; Rhabditida; Strongylidae.